Messenger RNA from Aplysia californica (California sea hare), 1759 nucleotides. RefSeq names its product basic salivary proline-rich protein 2. The record is from RefSeq and is a predicted model, not a curated record. Bases 610 to 1488 code for a protein of 292 amino acids. NCBI's taxonomy places the organism in Eukaryota, Metazoa, Mollusca, Gastropoda, Aplysiida, Aplysiidae. The transcript has 5 exons.
GGUGCACCCCGCCUACUUGAAAAACUUUAUUCCUGUGCCUGGCCUCAGCGACGUUGAAGGGGUAAACAAUCAACACUCGCUGCACCGCCUUGUCCGGAUGCGUUUAACACGUAGGCCCCGUCGUUCGGAUAUCGGGCCAGGCAUUUGGACGAGGUGAAAAUACACAGUCAAACAAACGUUUUCUCGAACAAACUAUUGUUUGAUUCUCCGAUGUUGUGCGAGCUGGUUUUGUCAAUACCAGUCGGAGUAUAAAAGGUUUGGAAAGCAGGGAUGUUGUCUCGAAAGACAUGGUGAGAACCACAUUUUCUUUGGCAUGGAGUAGGUUGUGUGAAACCACAUAUAGCGGGAUUGAUAGUUGUGUGUUAACAAUCCGCUUUGACUCCAAAGAGUCGGCGUGACACUGAUACCAAGCAUUAAAUCAAUUUCUUUUGCCCAGUGAUUUAAAAAAAGAAAGAAAGAAAAAAGAAGAAAACUCAUCACUUUCUUAAAACCCCGACCCGAAGCAAGGGGACAGACAGCUACUCAUUGUAUAUCCUACUCUCUGAAUUAAAAAAAUAUAACUUUUAACUUGAGAACUUGAUCACAGCAGUGUCAACAGCAACCGCCACUAUGAAAAACGUCCAUUUCUUAGUCAUAUUUUUGCUAUCAAUAAACGCAAUUUUGUUGUCAAAUGCUCAAAACGCUGGGCUGAAGCGAAGUCCGUUCAAACCUCCAGGCGGGGGAGAUUACAGACCAUCAUCAAAGUCCAACAACCAGGGUUCUGAUGGACCACCUAGCAAGGCUGCUAAACCCAACAAACUCAGAUCGGUGGGCGAGGACCCCCCAAAAAGUCCGUUCACGCCUCCACCACAAGCCAACGUGAGGAAGCCGGAGCAGCCAGCACCACCCGCCGUCCCCGAGGCUCCAGUCGUGAAAAAAGAAGAAGUCCCUGCCCCCGAACAACAGCCUGUUGCCCCGCCCACAUAUGAGAUCGCCAAGGAGGCCAAGAGCCCGUUCAGCCCCCCAGAGGCGGAGGAGUGGCAGGAGGCGUCCGCCCAGGUCGUACCGCCCAUUGGUCAAAGGAGGAACAGAGGGCAAGAAGAGCAGCGGGCGAGUCCGAAGAGGCAAAGAAAACCCCCUGUGAAAAGUCUUGGCGAAGCUGCCAAGUCGAGAACUCGCGUAGGACAGAGAAAGCGACCUCCUUUUAGUGCGUAUCAAGACCAACAGGUCAGGGAUAUGCACGAGCCCGGGCUGGGCGUGACACCGUGGACCAGGUACCCGCAGAAAUCCCGUGACGGAGGGAACGAUGGACGCAGAGGUCAAGGGGGCAGCGCUCGCUGCGGUAACCGCCGUUACUCCCCGCGCUCCCAGAUCUGUUGCCAAGGAAACAUUCACAAACGCCAGGAGGUGAACCCGGCUUGCUGCGGCGGCGACAGCUACGACACGCUGUUCCAGAAGUGUUGCAGUGGCGUCGUGUCCUUCCGCUCGAAAGACAGUUCCAACUGUUAGAGAAGAAACCAGAUUCGUCGACGGAAUUCUUGACCGACCGUGUGUACAAUGUAGUAUGUUGCAGUAUACAGUAAGGUUGCGGGAUUAGUGGUGUCAUGACAUGCUUAGAAGAAGGUCUGAGACUGAUGCAAAGAUUCUAAUUCUAAUACAGUGGAGUGGAGGGGAAAAAAGGGGUGUGGUGUGACUAAACUUUACUUUUACCAAGUACAGCUUCCUAAGCAUGGUGCACUUUAAUUUGGAAUGUGCUACAUUUACCUCGCCCGACCAAAAA